AUGGCACAUACUUCAAACAACACGGACGUAGAAAUUUGUUUGGAAACGACCACAUCCGAAAGUGAUGAUUAUUUUUCUUCUGGUAAAUCAAAUACUACUACAACUUCUGCUUCGGAUUCAACCUCUAGCAGACCAAUUGCUAGUACUUGCAAUGGUACAUUCUCAUUAGGUAAUCUUGGUUAUUGCGAUGAUCCGAAAGAUGCUACCAUUGAUGAAGAUUAUAUGCCAAUAGAAUUACGAGGAAAAAUAUGGAAAACUAAUAAAAUUCUUGGCGAAGGUGGUAAUUUUAAAGUAUAUCUUGUAACAAAUGAUGAUGGAAUACACUUUGCAAUGCGAUGGAGUCGUAGACAAGAUUGUAGUACGGAUGCUUUUGAAAAUGAUAAAGAACGUCAGAUUAGAACUGUUUCACGUAUGAAAUUACACACCGAAAAUGCUAUCCGGAUAAAAGAGCUUAUUGGUCAUCAUCCUAAUAUUGUAAAACUGAUUGGCUUCCGUAAAGUUAACUUAUUUACACAACAAAUUAUGGAAUAUGUUGAUGGUGGUGAUCUCUAUGAAUUCAUUGAAAGAAAUUAUAUUCGAAAAAAGCGACGAAUAGGAAUAGCAAAAGUACGAUCACUUUUUAGUGAUCUGUUAAAGGCAGUCAAACAUAUCCAUGAUUUGCAUAUAGCUCAUAUGGAUAUAAAAGUUGAGAAUUGUCUUCUAACCCGGAAUAGAAUUCUAAAACUCACUGAUUUUGAUCAUGCGAAAAUUUUUCAACCUGGAAAAUUGAUGCCCGGUUCGGUUUAUGCAACCGAAGCAUAUGCUGCACCGGAAACAUUUGAAAAGGAAUACAGACCAGAUUAUGCAGAUAUAUGGGCCUGUGGUAUCUUUUUAUAUUUUCUACUAAAAAGUGAUGUACCGUGGGAAAUAGCAGACAGGAAGCGUGAUAAUGACUAUUUUACAUGGUGUCAAACGGAACAUAAAGCAAACUUUUUCCGGUUUCAAAAAUCACGUGAAGCUGUCGCAGGUAAGCUCAUAAAUAAUUAUUAA
This is a messenger RNA of Brugia pahangi, 1029 nucleotides long. NCBI's taxonomy places the organism in Eukaryota, Metazoa, Nematoda, Chromadorea, Rhabditida, Onchocercidae. The record is from the annotation of a GenBank genome assembly.